GAAGGAGAAGGGAAGAUUCCGAGCGCGGUGGGGCAUCUUCCUUCCAUUCAUUUUUUUUCUUUCCUUUUUAGCAUGCAUGCGGUUAUUUGCAGGAUAUGCUGCAUUGCAUAAUGUGUCUGGUUAUCUGGUAAUUCAAGUGGGUAAUGCAUCUCUCUUCCGCUGCUGGGUUCGGGGUUCGGGUCUGGGGUACAUAAUGAUUGACAUGGCACUCAAUGGAUAUAUGGUGGUGCGGUGGUCGCUGUCAUGUGGGGGUGUGUGUAGGUGGGUAAGGAUGGAGGGAAGUUUAUCUGUAUCUGUUCUAUAGUUUACGGAGUAGAUGCUCGACUUACUUGCCUAGUUGGGAUUUACUAUUGUUUGUGUUGUGUUG
This is a messenger RNA of Aspergillus eucalypticola CBS 122712, 367 nucleotides long. RefSeq lists its product as uncharacterized. NCBI's taxonomy places the organism in Eukaryota, Fungi, Ascomycota, Eurotiomycetes, Eurotiales, Aspergillaceae. The transcript has a single exon. The record is from RefSeq and is a predicted model, not a curated record. The coding region runs from base 77 to 304 and encodes 75 amino acids.